Orbicella faveolata is the source of this 2669-nucleotide messenger RNA. RefSeq lists its product as uncharacterized. NCBI's taxonomy places the organism in Eukaryota, Metazoa, Cnidaria, Anthozoa, Scleractinia, Merulinidae. The record is from RefSeq and is a predicted model, not a curated record. Gene Ontology annotation, biological process: regulation of transcription by RNA polymerase II; cellular response to lipopolysaccharide.
CGGGUUCGUUAAUUAUUCGCUGACGUGACACAAACGAAGUGUCCGUAACACGGCUAGCAAUUCAAGUUAUUCAAGAUAUCAACCGGGAAAAAAGCUGUCAUCUGCAGAUAAAUUGCAACCCUCCGUGAAAGUUUGUUCACUUAAGCAAGGCAGCUAAUGUUGUAUGGUUUUACAGGAAGUUUAAUAAGCGACCUCACACUCGCUUCUGAAACGAAUUGCUACUCAGCGAAUCGAUGAAGCGUACACAAAGCCUAAGACAGGGACAAGUAUGGAAGAGACCAGAAAUAAUGAAAUGCCUAUUCCGCGACUCGCCGAACUACAAAAGGAAAUCGAACGACUAUCCUCGGAGAGGAACCAAUAUCUCGAUACGCUGAGCAAUAGCGACAUCUUGAAAUUACAGCUUCGAGAAACGAGGAAAGAUGCCAAGUUAUUAUCAAAACAAAGAAAGAAGUUGCAGGCGAUGGCUGAUAUCGAAGGAGCCAACGAAGAGACUCCAGAACAGCCACAAGAAGACCAGACUUCGAAACCGGAAAAUCACAUUCCUUCUGAAAUAAACCUUGGUGCAUCUGAAGAAGCUUUUCUUUCCAGGGAACAAACGUACUCUUUUCCUUCGGAAGAAAAUUUCUCCCCUCCUCUGUCCCCGCAGGACUCCGGAAUGAACGGUCAUAUCUCACCAGCCCUCCCUGCCUCGUCCGGCAUUGCGAAGACCCAAAAGUCACCUGAGUGGGGUGCCCUGGAUGCAAAAACUGAAGCCAAUGCCCUGCGGAUCGAAAACCGAGACUUGGUUCGAAUCAAGAGAAAACAGGAAGAACAGGUUCGUAGCUUGGUUCAGGAAGUCGGAACACUGGGCACAAGGUGUAAAGAGCUUGAGAGUAUUGCACAGCGCCUUGAAACAGAAAAUCAUCGCCUUUCGCAGCAAUUGGUGCAUAGUAGUGCACAGAACAGUUACAACUUCAGGCCACACGAAGAAAUGGAGCUCUUGAGGGCGCAGUUAAAAGUGUAUGAGGACGAUUUUAAGAAAGAGAGAUCUGAAAGAGAGAAUCUGAAUACACAGAAAGAACGCCUGAAGAGAGAGUUGAGUGACGCCAAAGCUACUAUUGCUGGUCUCCAGCGGCAACUUAAACAGGCUCUCAACGGAGAAGGUGGGUAUGGCGAGCCACGUGACAUGCAUGGACCAAUCAUGAGUGAACCCUACUAUGAACCUUAUGUGGUGAGGCACCCGCUGGAUUAUGGGAUGGCACGUACAUACUCAGGGGGGUACAUUGGUCCUGGUGCUAGCAAAGAUGUGCUUCGAAGAGGACAGACGCCGUACGUCAGAAAGGCGUUCCUCUCACCAGAUAUGACAGCUGUCAUUGAUCGUGACGUGGUAGAUGGCUCAGCUAAAGAUCCUCCUAAAAGCAUCUAGGGGCUAAACUUCGCAAGGCCGAUUUCCAAAAUUUUUUGCGACUAGCAACUUCCACUUGCUACGCUCUGUAACAAUACAUGUAUCGUCUUGUCUUGAGGUGAUUAAUUCAUUACAUUGCUGAAUGAUAAGAGGCUUUUCAAACUGAGAAAUAAAGGACUCUUUAAUUAUUUCUCCGGCGUUGAAUAUCACGUGUACAGUGCGUGUGCUUCAGAAGGCCAAAGUCCAUGUUUUCUCGAGAUUGUAACAAGUUGAAGGGAAGAUUGUUUACAAUGAUAUAUAUACGGGUGUAAACAAACUGAUACUUGCUUACGGGGUUUUUAUGUUCUUUUUUUUUUUUGCAUAUUUCCCAAUGCUUUCAAUAGCUGAGCGCAUAACUCUUUUCCUAUUUUUGUGGGCUUAACCUUUCCACAUGUCUGAAUAGAAAGCGCACUUUGUAAUCCAUGAGGCAGAGUAAAUCUAUGACUUCAAACGUAAUUCGAAAAUAGACAGUACCUCAUGAAAUUACUGUGCGAUAGCUUUGAUUUCAAUGAUCUACGACGUAAUAAACUACCACAAAAUUACUACUCCUUAGCUUUCAUUUGAAUAGUCACACUCUAGGGUUUCAUAAAAAAAAACAAAGAAUUAAAAGUUAGACGAGCCACAUAUCACAGCUUCAUGAACAGUAGCACGUAAGAGUACUGCCUCAAUAGAUUUCAUUGGUGGCCACCUUAAAGGUUUCCCAGCUUUAUCUGCUUAGCUAACUCGUAUUUCACUGCGCAAUCUGGUUGCAAGGCUAAUUUUCGGGUGAAUUUUUUUGGGUGCUAAAGAAGAUGCAUUGUUUUAUUUUUAUUAUUAUUUUAUUUCUGUGUUCCGGAUUUGUGUUUAUCCGCCUGUAAUUUAAUCGUUAUAAACAUUGUCCCGCUAGUGUUAUGGUUUCUGCAGAGAAUGCUUUGGUUAAAUCACUCUAUUUUGAAUAUAUAAUUUGGUAAUUCAGUUGUAGUUGUAUUGCUUUUUAUAGCCUUAAUUUUGGGUCUCGCUUUUGCUGAACAUUUAGUUCAGAGGAGCUAUGAUUGAAGAAUAUUUUUGCCAGUAAUAUUUGAUAGCUAUAGCAAAACUUUGGCGAGAGAGCUUGUGCAGCAGUGGUUGCAAGUGUGAAGUCAGUUUACGAGUUCAAAUUGAACAAGGGUUCAUAGGCUGAAAGAAGUAGGGUAAUGCUAGAAAUACAGUAAUAGAAGUUUGUUUUUAUUAAAGGCCAAAAAAAAUAAAUAAAACUUCUUUAAAUGAA